UCCUACUUUAAACGUGGGGAAGUGUGCGCUCCCAGUAUCGCAACACCUCACCCCAGAAGAGCCAGCCAGCCUGUAGCCCAGCCUUUAACCUGCCCAGUCCCGUAGGUGCAGAGCAAGGUCGGCUGAGAGUCAUCAGAGCCCAGGGAUGGGCACCUCCUUCCCGAAGCCAAGACCUCCAUCCGGCCAGCAGGAAGAGCGAGGGGAACAGGACAGAAGGCACUUCCUCUUUGUGGCGCCGGUGGUGCAGUAACCCCAGGACGGGGGCCCUGGCUGCACGUCCCGCGGCUUCUCUUUGGCCGGGCCGGGUCUUCCAGGGGAAGCUGUUGGAGCUGAGCCAUGUCCCCCGAUCCCACCAUCCUCCUGUGCCUCGGGCUCUGCCUGGGCCAGGUGAUCCACGUGCAGGUGCAGGCAGAGGCCUGGCCCACACCCUCCAUCUCCACUGAGCCAGGCCCCCCGUUCCUCCCGGGGCAGCCCGUGACCAUCGUGUGUCGGAGCCCUGUUGGGUUUGACACCUUCCGCCUGGAGAAAGAAGGAAGAGAGUUCAAGAAUGAGAGGAGCGCGCCGCCUAACCAGACCGAGGCGCAGUUUCCCUUCGUCACCGUGGACGGAAACACUGGGCGGUACAACUGCGUGUACUAUAAAUCAGGCACCUGGUCUGAGCGCAGUGGACCACUGGAGCUGGUGGUGACCCCUGAGGACGUCCCCCGGACCUCCGACCCCGACCCCGCCUCAGCUGUGCCCUCAGGAGACGCACAGCCCCCUUUGGACGACAGUCGCCACGGUGGCCGGAGGACCGGGGUCCUUUACAUCCUCGUGGGCGUCUCUGCGGCCUUCCUGCUUUGCCUGCUCCUGCUGGUUCUCCUCUGCCUCCAUCACCAGAGUCGGAAAAAACACGGGGCCCCCAGCAGCAAGGGCGAAGGACAGGAAACGCAGGAGAGGCUCAGCCUUGACACUGACCCAGACAGGACCCCAGACAAGGCCGCGGCCGACAGGCUUGCUGGGCAAGACGGAAAGCGGGACGCAGCCAGCCCUGCCGCCGGCGGCCCCCAGGACGUGACCUACGCUCAGCUGGACCACCGGGCGAUGGCACGGAGGGCGGCCGGCGCCGUGUCACCCCAGCCCGCAGAGCCCACGGCCGAAUCCAGCACAUACGCGGCCCUCGCCAGGCGCUGACCCCGGGCCCUCGCGCGUGCGCACCUGCCAGUGAGGACGCGGGAGGUCACUCGGGAGGGCUCUGCCCGGAGACGACGCCCCGCCCGGGGGGACCAACCGCUGGGGGCUUCUUCCUUGGAGAGACUGCUCAGCUGCUUCCAGAGAGCCAGCUGCCCCGGCCUGGCCGCUGCAGGGGCCCAGCUGCG
Molecule: messenger RNA, 1358 nt
Organism: Lepus europaeus (European hare)
Lineage: Eukaryota; Metazoa; Chordata; Mammalia; Lagomorpha; Leporidae
Product: leukocyte-associated immunoglobulin-like receptor 1
Exons: 9
Coding region: 337-1173 (278 amino acids)
Source: RefSeq, a predicted model, not a curated record